GAGCCAGUGUUAAAGACACCACUUAAAUCAUGUAUUAUCUUCGCCCAGCCGCGUCGUCGUCUACUAACUGGGUUAGUCAGUUGGCUUCGCUUUAGCAUCUGGGCUCUGGCUAUUUCCUGGAAGUCUAACGCCGCGAGAGCCUCUUUAUAUAACGGACUCACGUCGAGGCUGUAUUUAGACAUAUAAUUCACUCCCCUCGGGGUGAAAUCUACCUUUUUAUAAGCGUUUACUUUUGUAUUAAUUUCUAAUUUAGCGCUAAUACACGCAAUGUUAGCUCUAGCUAGCCGCUAGCCUGUAGCUUGGUGCCGUUGCUCCGUGACGUAACGGGACCUUUAAGGAUGUUUCUGUGGCCGUUAACGGCUCGGUGUGUCAGUCACGUGACUGUGACUGUCUGUCACACCUGGUGAUGCUACGUUUGCGUUUUUUGCUCCGCAGUUUGUGUGGAUAACAAUGCGCCUCUUGUCCCCUGAAAAGGUCCCCUGAAGCCCGAGGACGCUCCAGAUCCCCUUCCUCUGCCUGCGAGCCUGGCACCUGCACUGUUCGGACGCUUCAGGGUGUUUCACUGUGCAUCUUCGAGAGCCGAGAAACCACCAAGAAACCCUGCUGCAAUCAAUACAACACCAGCAACGGCCAUCGACCACCGUUCACUGCGGCUCUUGGACGAUCAGCGUUGUGUUUAUGUCUUUGUUUUGCGAAAACGAGCUGUUGCGCAGCCGUUGGAACCUGUGUGGUGGAAAUCUAGCCUUCAAGCAAGGAGCUUGCGGCCACAGCGGCACAGCGUUUUUCAUGUCAGAGACAGAGCGCGCUUGCAGUCGUUUAUGUCAUCCCCUCUUUUCCAGACAGAAGAUCCCGAAAAAUCCCCAACCAAGAUCCUUUUAUCUUACUGAUAGUGCUAACAUCCAGCCAAAAUGUCUGUCAACGUCAACCGCAGCGUGUCAGACCAGUUCUACCGCUACAAGAUGCCCCGUCUGAUUGCCAAGGUUGAAGGCAAAGGGAAUGGAAUCAAGACGGUCAUUGUCAACAUGGUUGAUGUUGCAAAGGCACUGAACAGGCCUCCAACAUACCCGACCAAGUUUUUUGGUUGUGAACUCGGUGCUCAGACCCAGUUUGAUAGCAAAAACGACCGUUACAUCGUCAACGGAUCCCACGAGGCGAACAAGUUGCAGGACAUGCUUGAUGGGUUCAUCAGAAAAUUUGUGCUGUGUCCCGAGUGUGACAACCCUGAAACUGAUCUGCAUGUCAAUCCCAAGAAACAAACCAUUGGCAACUCCUGUAAGGCCUGUGGAUAUCGUGGCAUGCUCGACACCAGACACAAACUCUGCACGUUCAUCCUCAAAAACCCACCAGAGGCCCCUGAAGCAGGAUCCGCAUCUGUGAAGAAAGAGAAGGACAAGAAGAACCGCAAGAAGGACAAGGAGAACGGCUCCGGCAGCGGAGAGGCUGGAACCCAAGAGAACUUCGAUGCACCUCAGGCUGUGGACGGAGACGACGAUGACGAGGACUGGGCGGAGGAGACUACAGAGGAGGCGCAGAGGAGGCGGAUGGAGGAGAUCAGCGACCACGCAAAGAACCUGACGCUCAGCGAAGACCUGGAGAAACCCCUGGAGGAGAGGGUCAACCUGUUCUACAACUUUGUGAAACAUAAGAAGGAGAGUGGAACCAUCGACGCGGCCGAUAAGGAGAUCUUGGCGGAGGCAGAGCGACUGGAUGUGAAGGCCAUGGGCCCCCUCAUCCUCAGCGAGCUGCUCUUCAACGAGAACAUCCGCGACCAGAUCAAGAAGUACAAACGCCACUUCCUGCGAUUCUGCCACAACAACAAGAAGGCCCAAAAGUAUCUGUUGGGAGGUUUCGAGUGUGUUGUGAAGCUGCACCAGGUCCAGCUGCUGUCUCGAGUUCCCAUCAUCCUCAAAGACCUGUACGACGCAGACCUGCUGGAGGAAGACGUGAUAUUCGCUUGGGCGGAGAAGGUUUCUAAGAAGUACGUCUCUAAGGAACUUGCCAAAGAGAUCCACGCUAAGGCUGCGCCUUUUGUGAAAUGGCUGAAGGAGGCGGAGGAGGAGAGCGAGGGCAGCGAGGAAGAGGAGGAGGAAGAUGAUGAGAACGUGGAGGUGGUGUACUCGUCCUCCGCCCGCGAGCUCAAGGUGGAGACUGUGAAACCAGACACGCCUGAAAAAGAAGAGGACGACAUUGACAUUGAUGCGAUCUGAGAGACGACGAUGACGAUGAUGAAGAUGCCGAUGCUUCUCUUGUGUUGUGGCUUUGACUCACGAUGCCCUGUACCACCUAAAUGGCCGGCCUCCCCCCUCCUCGACUCCCCCUCCCCUCCUCACCCCUCCCCUGCUUUGUGGCAUGACUUAACAUAGCGCUUUACUUGCUGCACAUUAACUCUGUAAUUUUGAGAUGUAUUCAGUUGAUGAAAUGAAGUCUCUUUGGGGAUUUUAAUCAUGGGUGUUUGGGGAUCAUUUUGACUGCACAUUGUUUUCUUUUUCUUUUUUUUUUGGUCCCUGUAUUUUUCCAGUCAAUAAAGAAUGAAUGUUUUGCUAUCCACCACA
Molecule: messenger RNA, 2552 nt
Organism: Centropristis striata (black sea bass)
Lineage: Eukaryota; Metazoa; Chordata; Actinopteri; Perciformes; Serranidae
Gene: eif5
Product: eukaryotic translation initiation factor 5
Exons: 11
Coding region: 909-2207 (432 amino acids)
Biological process (GO): translational initiation; formation of translation preinitiation complex; formation of cytoplasmic translation initiation complex
Cellular component (GO): cytosol
Molecular function (GO): translation initiation factor activity; eukaryotic initiation factor eIF2 binding; GDP-dissociation inhibitor activity
Source: RefSeq, a predicted model, not a curated record